Trichosurus vulpecula (common brushtail) is the source of this 2804-nucleotide messenger RNA. RefSeq names its product E4F transcription factor 1 (gene E4F1). Gene Ontology annotation, cellular component: nucleus. NCBI's taxonomy places the organism in Eukaryota, Metazoa, Chordata, Mammalia, Diprotodontia, Phalangeridae. The record is from RefSeq and is a predicted model, not a curated record. Gene Ontology annotation, molecular function: RNA polymerase II cis-regulatory region sequence-specific DNA binding; DNA-binding transcription factor activity, RNA polymerase II-specific. Bases 25 to 2367 code for a protein of 780 amino acids. Gene Ontology annotation, biological process: regulation of transcription by RNA polymerase II. The transcript has 14 exons.
CAUCUUCCUGCGGCGCGUUGCGACAUGGAGGGCGCAAUGGCCGUGCGGGUGGCGGCGGCUCAUACGGCAGGAGCCGGGGCCGGGCGGGAGCGGGGCGAGCCAGGAGGCGCAUUGGCGGCGGCGGCCUCAGCUCCCGGCGGCUUCCUUGGCCUUGCGACGCCAUUCAGCGAAGAAGAUGAAGACGACGUGCACAAGUGUGGCCGUUGCCAGUCUGAGUUCACUGCCCUCGAAGACUUUGUACAACACAAAAUACAGAAGGCAUGUCAGCGCACACCCCAGGAAGCUACGACAGCCACAGCAGCAGCCCUGCUGGGCCAGGAGCAGGUGGUCCCAUCUGGGGAGGAGUCCAUUACAGUGGCUCACAUUGUUGUGGAGACAUCUUCGCUCUCAGAGGAUGUCAGCAGUGCUCCGGACAUCAUUGGCAGCGGUCAUAUCAAAGAAGUCAUUGUCGCAGCAACAGACCAUGUCAUUGAAAACCCCAGUGGGCCUGGGGACAGCGAGCUUGUAGAAGGUCCUGUUAGUCCCGAUGACACUGAGCAAGAUGUUUCCACUGAGCUGCUAAAGGUGAAGCUGCUUGUCAACAAGGAAGGACGCUACGUGUGUGAGCUGUGUCACAAGACGUUUAAAACGGCCAGUAUCCUCAAAGCCCACAUGAUCACACACAGUAGCAAGAAGGACUAUGAGUGUAAGUUAUGUGGAACUUCCUUUAGGACCAAGGGUUCUCUCAUCCGGCAUCACCGGCGACACACAGAUGAACGCCCUUACAAGUGCAAGAACUGUGGGAAGAGCUUUAGAGAGUCUGGAGCUCUAACCCGACACCUGAAAUCCUUAACUCCAUGUACAGAAAAAAUCCGAUUCAACAUGAACAAAGAAAUAGUUGUUAGCAAAGAAGACGUUCCCCCAGGAUCCAGCGAUUCAAACACUGAAACAGUCACAGCCAUCACAAGUGAAUCCAUUGAGACAACACCACCAGUGAUUCACCUUGUCACCGAUGACAAGGGCACGGUCAUCCACGAGGUCCAUGUCCAGAUGCAGGAGCUUCCUGUGGACAUGAAAACCUUAGCACAGGAGACAUCAGCCCCUGAAAAGGUGCCUUCUGAAGGGGAGGUGAGCAGUGAGAAUUUGCUGAGACAAGCCAUGCAGAACUCGGGUCUCGUGAUCGAGAGAGUUGCAGUAGAAGAGGGUCCCAUGCCUGCUGAGCCUUGUGUUGGCACUGCCCAGGAGCCAGGGCCUGAGGGGGUGAGGACAGGAGAGCAGCACUUUGUAGCUGUGGAAGAAGUGCAAACAGCUGACCCAGCGCCCCAGAGUGGAUAUACACAGUACUCCUGCCCUCACUGUGUAGAAGUCUUCAGGUCUGCCCCAGCCCUGGAGGUGCAUGCCAAAGCCCAUGUUGGACAACAGCUGUUCAGGUGUGAGCAGUGUGGAAAGGAGUUCCCCAAGGCCUACCUGUUGAAGAAGCACCAGGAGGUACAUGUCAGAGAGCGGCGCUUUCGCUGUGGCGAGUGUGGGAAGCUCUAUAAGACUAUUGCCCACGUGAAGGGGCACCGCCGCGUACACUCAGAUGAGCGUCCAUACGCCUGCCCCAAGUGUGGGAAACGUUAUAAGACCAAGAAUGCACAGCAGGUACACUUCCGGAUACACCUGGAGGAGAAGCCCCACGUGUGCCAAUUCUGCAGCCGGGGCUUCCGGGAGAAGGGGUCCCUGGUGCGGCAUGUACGGCAUCACACUGGGGAGAAACCCUUCAAGUGCUACAAGUGUGGCCGGGGCUUUGCUGAGCACGGGACACUCAACCGGCAUCUGCGGACCAAAGGAGGCUGCCUGCUGGAGGUGGAAGAAGUGGUGGUGUCCAGGGCUAGCCCAUCGACCCCGACACUGUCUGAGGAUGCCCACACGGUGCUGGUGGAGUUCUCCUCUGUGGUGGCCGAUACUCAGGAGUACAUCAUUGAGGCCACCACGGAAGACACUGAGACCAGUGAAGCCACGGAAAUCAUUGAGGGCACACAGGCUGAGGUGGACAGCCACAUCAUGAAGGUAGUGCAGCAGAUUGUGCACCAGGCAGGCUCUGGUCACCAAAUCAUCGUCCAGAAUGUCACAGUGGAUGAAGAUGAGGGAAUGGCAGCCAGUGCGGCAGCUGCUUCUGAUACCAUCACCAUUGCCACCCCUGAGAGCCUCACAGAGCAAGUGGCCAUGACCCUGGCCUCAGCCAUAGGAGAGGGCGCUGUGUUGACUACUCGGGCAGGAAUCGAGGCUGACCAGGCCACCGUCACUAUGGUGGCCUCUGAGGACAUAGAGAUCCUGGAGCAUGCUGGAGAGUUUGUGAUCUCCUCACAAGAGGGUGAACUGGAAGUACAGACAGUCAUUGUGUAAGGACGUGUCUGGCCUGGAAGGAUUGGGGUUGACCCACCCCCCCAGGAGCAAAUGUGUGUUCAUCAGUGUCACUGCAUGGUCUGGAAGCCAAGGAUGGAGCCAGGAGGAUCUGAGCCCCGAAAGUUUUGACAAAAGCGAAGGUCAUGGAAAGGCUGCCUUGAAUCAUGCAGAUGAUGGACAGAAGUGGCCUUGGGGGGCCAAGGUGUUUGGAGUGCUAGAAGAUGGACUGGGGAUGGAUCUGGAGCUUCCCAGCUGGGCCUGUCUGCUGUCCCCUAGCACUGCCAGGACCCUUCCUGAGCAAGCCAGGGAGGCAAGAAAGCCAUAUUGUACAUUUCAAACCACAGAGCAAUUUAAGACAAAAACAGAAUCCCAAAUGUCACAUUUGGGGCUGUGAACAAAAUGAUUUUUCCUUUGUUUACAAUAAAAUAUUAAAACCA